Solanum lycopersicum (tomato) is the source of this 2998-nucleotide messenger RNA. The record is from RefSeq and is a predicted model, not a curated record. NCBI's taxonomy places the organism in Eukaryota, Viridiplantae, Streptophyta, Magnoliopsida, Solanales, Solanaceae.
CACCCCACCCACCCGCCUCCUCUACCCCCUACCCCGCACCCCUUAAUACCCACCUCCUCUCUCUUGCUCUUGCGUAUUCCAAUUUUUUUGUGUUUUGCAAAAAGUCCGCCAUUUUUUUCUUUCUAGGGUUAGGGUUUUACUUUUAACCAUGUUUUGUUUUUUGAGAAGUUUGGAGAUUGUAGAAUGGUAAAGGUAUUCCUUUUUUCUGUUCAGGAGUUGUUCAGUUUAAUUGUCAUCGUUCAGUUCUGCAGGUCAACUAUGUGCUGAAUCUCCUCUGGAAUUGGGGUUGUUUGGUUUAAAUGUCAUCGCUCAGUUCUGCAGAUCAGCCACGUGCUGAAUCUCCUCUGGAAUUGAUUCAGGGUACUGAGGAAAACCUGCAGAUCACUACUCCCCUGCUUCAGAACUCUCAAGCUAUGUAUAAUGAAGGAGCCCCUGAGUUUGUUGUUGAUCAGGGAUUAUAUUAUCCACCUGCCACCAAUUAUGGUUAUUUCUGUACAGGAUUAGAAUCACCUGGUGAUUGGGAUGGCCACCAAGGAUUUUUUGGUCUGGAUGGUCAGGAUAUUCAGUAUAUGGAUGCUCAAACUGAAAGUUUCCCGUAUGUAUAUUAUACACCUAACUAUGGAUGUGCACAGUCUUCAUAUAACCCAUACAACCCUUACAUUCCUGGUGCCGUAGUAGGAGCUGAUGGUCCAUGUGCAGGGCCACAACAUUACUACACAAUUCCCCCUUACGAAAACUUGGGAUCAUCUUCGUACUUCCCGAUGGCGGUGCCAUCUACAUCUAGUAUUCCUGAGAAUGCUGCAGAUCCGAUAAUGGAUAGUGUUAUAUCUUCUACUAACAGAGCUGAUGAUCUUCGUCUUAAACGUAAUUUAUCUCCAACAUCUCCAAUAUUUACCCCGACUUCAUUAGGGCCAGCUUCAGGUUAUAAAAGUGCAUCUAACAGGGGAUCUGAAAGUGCAAAGAUCAAUGCUGCAUCGGGCAAGCAGCACGUGUCACAUGGUUUUUCCAGUCCAUCCUCUCAGGGUACAGUUGCUCAAGCUAUAGGAAGCAUUAUUCAUGGGAAGGUUUUGUCUAAUCACGGUCAACUGAGAGCUCCUCUUCCACCUGAAAUUGACUUGUCUAAUCACAGAUCAGGUGCUCAUGAUCAGGCUAAUACAGAUAAAAUCAGGACAAAGUUUCUAAAUGGAACAAUCCCAAGUGAUGGGAAAGUUAGUCCUGAUAUGUUGAUGGAACAGAAUAGAGGACCUCGAAUUGACAAAAUGAAAAAGCAAUUGCUUGUGAAGGCCUACUCUACAAGAGCAGGAAAUGUUGAUGUGCAAGGAAAUAUAGUUAUUCAUGCUGAUGAGUACAAUAGGGGUGAUUUUCUGAUGGACUUCGUGAACGCAAAGUUUUUUGUGAUCAAAUCAUACAGUGAGGAUGAUGUGCACAAGAGUAUAAAGUACAAUGUUUGGUCAUCAACCCCUAAUGGGAACAAAAAGCUAAAUAGUGCUUAUGAAGAUGCUCAGAGAAUUACUCCUGGAAAUCCAAGAGGCUGCCCGAUAUUCCUUUUUUUCUCGGUUAAUGCAAGUGGGCAGUUUUGUGGGGUCGCCGAAAUGACUGGUCCUGUAGACUUCUACAAGGACAUGGAUUUCUGGCAGCAAGAUAAGUGGAGUGGUAGCUUCCCUGUGAAGUGGCACUUCAUAAAGGAUGUCCCUAACCCUAACUUUAGGCAUAUUAUAUUAGAGAACAAUGAGAACAAGCCAGUAACUAACAGCAGAGACACACAAGAGAUACGCUACAAGAAAGGCAUUGAGAUGCUGAAAGUAUUUAAGGAUUAUGCGUCAAGGACAUCAUUGCUAGAUGACUUCAUGUAUUAUGAAAACAGACAGAAACUCUUGCAGGAAGAGAAAGCCAAGCUGCUAAUCAGGAGCUACGAUAACCCAUUUGCUGUUCCUGCACUUGAUCCUCCACGCAAGCUAAAUUCUACUCCAGGUCUACCUUCUGGUGGAAGUGAGAAGAUCUCAAAGUAUAGUGCUGUUCCUGUACUGGAUCUUCCACUCAAGCUAAAUUCUACUCCAGGUUUACCUUCUGGUGAAAGUGAGAAGAUCUCAAAGUGUAGUGAACAACAACAAUCUGGAAGUUGCAUGGCUGUUCCUGCAGAACUGAAUUCAAUAGUUUCUAAAGCUAACAAAGAGAGUGCAGAUAAUGGUGACAAACUUGUGGCUGAAGGAGGUCCACUUGUGAAUACUGCACUGAAAAUUGGUUCCUUAACUAUCAACCCGAAACCAUUGAAAGAUAAGCCGCUGGAUGUACAUAGCACUACUAAUACAGUGGCCAGCACCCAGUCAGUUGAUGUUGUCACAGUGGGAUCUAUGCCUGUUAAAGUUAAUGGACAUGCUGAAUCUUCUGGUUUCCUGACUAUUGGAACAAUUCCUCUUGAUCCUAGAGCUUUCCAGCUUGAUGAGGCCAGUGGGUCUGGAAAAAAGGUCCUUAAGUGAGUAUGCAUGAACGGUAGCUCGAUACUGAUGGAAAAGUUAGUUCCCUGUCGUAUAAUAUACUUGGUCCUACCAAAGUUGAUCGGAUAAUAAGUUUUGGGAUAUGUUCUGUUCUUCGUUCUUCCUUUCGAGGAGAAUGUGGCUGAGAUACUAAUUUUUAGUUUGUGGUUGGGAUUCGGAUGGUGGCUGUUAUUCUGCUUCAAAUACAGUGCAAGUUCUGCCUUUUGGCUUCUCUAUUUCAACAGAUUCAAGGUUUCCAUAUAUUUUCUUCAGCAUUAAGACAAAAAAGAAAAAAAAGCAAAAUGCUUCUUUUGGUAUUCUUUAGUUGUUGACUUGAAAACAAAUGUAAUGUUUGCGCGAGGCGCGUCUGCUUGAUGUUUAUCCUGGAUUUACAGUAACUGAGAGUUUCUCCAGUUCAAAUUGUCAGUCUUGUGUUUCAAAGUAGAGUCUUAUUAUGGUUCUUGUGUGUGUUUUCUGUGGUAUCUCUCUAUAUUCAUUUAUGUGCCUGUGCAUUUGUAACUUCA